CCUCUUCCCCCGCCCAGUGAUCACACCCCUUUACCCGGCAGCAGUAGUUGGGAUCUCUUCCUGCUCUCUCCCCACUCGUCGCUUUGUGUGGCCGUGUUUUAGUUUCAACUCUCUCCCUGUGUAUAAAUGAGUGAGGGGGGAGUUUGGGGAAGGCGUAUUUCCAGCUAAAUACGCGCCCCCCUGCACCUAUCCCCAUCUGUUUAUUUAUUUUUUUGCUUUUGAAUUUUUUAAACCUCUCGGCCGUCGGAAAUGGUGAUAAAAUGUCGGGUUCUGCGUUGAAACAAGAGCUCAAAUUACUGGAGUCGAUCUUCCACCAGAGACACGAGCGGUUCCGCAUUGUCUCCGGGUCCCUGGAUGAAAUCAGCUGUCAGUUCGUCACCCACGACCAGGUCCUGGUCAUCCACUGUAAUAUCACGGAAUCCUACCCCUUGGUGCCCCCCAUAUGGUUUGUCGAGUCUGAUGACCCAAGCCUGGCUGCCGUUCUGGAGCGACUUGUCGACCUCAAGAAAGGCAGCACCCUGCUGCUUCAGCACUUGAAGCGAAUAAUCUCCGACCUGUGCAAACUCUACAACCUCCCUCAGCAUCCCGACGUUGAGAUGUUGGAUCAGCCGCUACCGACGGAACAGAGCACGCGAGAUGACGUCACGUCCGAGGAGGAAGACGAGGAGAUGGCGGAGGACAACGAGGACCUGGACCAUUACGAAAUGAAGGAGGAAGAGCCGGCGGAGGGCAAGAAGUCUGAGGACGAGGGGAUCGGCAAGGAAAACCUGGCGAUAUUGGAGAAAAUUAAAAAGAACCAGAGGCAAGAUUAUCUAAAUGGGGCGGUGUCGGGUUCUGUUCAGGCCACCGACCGACUUAUGAAAGAACUCCGGGAUAUUUACCGAUCGGAGAGUUUUAAAGCAGGAAACUAUGCAGUCGAGCUCGUCAACGACAGCUUAUACGACUGGAACGUGAAGAUCCUCAAGGUCGACCAGGACAGUGCUUUGCACAACGACCUCCAAAUCCUCAAAGAGAAAGAGGGCGUUGACUUCAUUUUGUUAAAUUUCUCUUUUAAAGACAAUUUCCCUUUCGACCCGCCCUUUGUACGAGUCGUGUCUCCAGUGCUCUCUGGAGGCUACGUCCUUGGAGGGGGAGCCAUUUGCAUGGAACUGCUCACGAAACAGGGCUGGAGCAGCGCCUACUCUAUCGAGUCUGUUAUCAUGCAAAUCAGUGCAACGCUGGUGAAAGGGAAGGCCAGGAUCCAGUUUGGGGCCAAUAAGGUAAGGGAGUCACAGUACAGUUUGAGCAGAGCCCAGCAGUCCUAUAAAUCGCUGGUCCAGAUUCAUGAGAAAAAUGGUUGGUAUACCCCACCCAAGGAGGAUGGUUAACCCGGCCGGCUGCCCUGUGUGUGCUUCAGGACCAAUUAAGCUGCACCAGUUGGGGAAAAAAACUCCAUUUUAUCAGUAGCUGCCUCUUCCCCUGUGAGACGGAUGGGCUUCAAUCGGACCCUUGGAUCAUAUACUCACUAUAAAAUAAAAACCUGUAUAUACAAGUAUACAUCUGUACACUCACGGACAAAUACUGCAAACUCCUUGUCUGUUGCCAGACCCUGUUCUCGGCGUCCUGCUCCUGCAGACUCUCAAAUCCACUUCAUGUAAACUGGAUUUUGAAUAGAUUCGAUCAAUUUUA
Molecule: messenger RNA, 1668 nt
Organism: Leucoraja erinaceus (little skate)
Lineage: Eukaryota; Metazoa; Chordata; Chondrichthyes; Rajiformes; Rajidae
Product: ubiquitin-conjugating enzyme E2 Q1
Exons: 13
Coding region: 261-1367 (368 amino acids)
Source: RefSeq, a predicted model, not a curated record